Messenger RNA from Eremothecium cymbalariae DBVPG#7215, 2685 nucleotides. RefSeq names its product putative serine/threonine protein kinase KSP1 (gene KSP1). Gene Ontology annotation, biological process: autophagy; peptidyl-serine phosphorylation. The transcript has a single exon. Bases 1 to 2685 code for a protein of 894 amino acids. Lineage: Eukaryota; Fungi; Ascomycota; Saccharomycetes; Saccharomycetales; Saccharomycetaceae. The record is from RefSeq and is a predicted model, not a curated record. Gene Ontology annotation, cellular component: cytoplasm. Gene Ontology annotation, molecular function: ATP binding; protein serine/threonine kinase activity.
AUGACGCUGGAUUAUGAGAUCUACAAGGAAGGGGGGUUGUUGAAGGGGCGUUAUCAGAAGUUGGAGGAUAUCAGCGAGGGCUCAUAUGGAUAUGUGUCUUUGGCCAAGGACACCAAUUUGAAGAAGUUGGUGGCUGUCAAGUACAUAUUCAAAAGUGAUGAUGAUGAUGAUGAAACAAGAAAUACCAACGAAAAAGGGGAUGGUUCCAACAACUCAUCUUUAGAAAGACGGCAGAUGCUGAAACGCCAGCGAUCGCUAAUUUCCGAGAGGGUCCGUUCUAGGCUGUCCAAUCAUGUUUGUUAUGAAGCAUUAUACGAAGUUGAUGUACAAAACAAAAUUGGUAAACACAAUAAUAUUACUGAGUUAUUCGAUUACUUUGAUUCCUACAUUAUUAUGGAGUACUGUUCUGGCGGCGACUUGUAUGAAGCUAUCAGAGGUGGCCUAGUUCCUAGGAAGACCAAACAGUUGACGCAUUUACUAAAUCAGAUCAUGGAUGCUGUGGACUAUGUUCAUAGCAAAGGGAUCUAUCAUCGGGAUAUUAAGCCGGAAAAUAUUUUGAUUGCGGAUUCCAACUGGACUAUUAAGUUGACCGAUUGGGGCUUAGCUACUACAGAUCGUAUGUCUACCAACCGGAAUGUUGGGAGUGAGCGUUACAUGGCUCCUGAGCUAUUUGAGAGCAAUCUGGAUUAUGAUGAAAGAGAUGAUCCGUAUGACUGUAGUAAAGUUGAUAUAUGGUCGAUUGGGGUUGUGUUGCUCAACAUGGUUUUCCAUAAGAACCCGUUCAGUGUUGCUAAUCAGACAGACAAGUCUUUCUGCUAUUUUGCGGCAAACAGAGAGGCAUUGUUUGAUGUGUUUCCAACUAUGACCUAUGACCUUUUCCAACUAUUGAGACAUUGUCUAACGAUUGAUCCGACAAACAGAUAUUUACAAGGUAUGAGAGAGGAGUUAUCAAGGUUGGGAGAAUACACCUUGGAUGAUGAAUACUAUAACACCUUGUAUGAUGAGGGUGGAGUGGCUUCCGAAGAAGAGGACGCAUACAGUGCUACUUCUAGAUUCCACGAGGGUGAUGCUACCAAUGUCACGAAUACCCCAAUAUCAGAUGCUGACCUACCUUUGGCUCCAGUUACAGCGGGCUCUGUACCGGCAAUAACAGUCGAACAAAUCACUCCGGCUCAAUCGAAAAAGGAGGAGAAAGAUCCUGUUCCAAAGUUUACCUUUACAAAGAGAUCCCAUGCUAAACCUUUGAAUCCGGAAAAGAACACUAAACCAAUUAAAAUCAGGAAUAAUCGCAAGAUCAUCAAAAACAGUAGGAAACCUUUGGGGAUUCCGACGCCAAACAGUCAUAUAGACAAUUAUUUCCAUGAGUAUAAUAGCCAAAACAACAGUGAAAAUUUUAAUACGAGGGAUUUUUUCACUCCUCCUAGUCUCCACAACCGGUAUAUGGAGGGGGUAUUCAGUAGAAGAAACCGUCCUCGCAGAAAUAGUUAUCAUUAUAACUUGGGUGAGCAUGGCAAUAAUAAUAAUAACAACAGCGUAAACAAUGGCCGACCAGCUUCUGCAAGUGCUAACCUUGGCAAGGUGCCGUUUCAAAGUGCGAGUUCAUCCGCAAAUGCCAACAGUGCGAAUAGCCAUGGCAGGCGCGGAUCCUCUGUAAGUAGCCUGAAUUUUCCUUCCGGAAAAUAUAUCCCUCCACAUUCGCGGAACACUCUCCACAACAACAACAACAACAACAACAACUCUCCAAAUAAUGCAGGCAAUUCCGUUCAUAUUAAUGGUGAUUCACCCAAAAAAGGUGUCACAUAUCAUGAACAGCAUCGUCUAACAUUGGAUGCUGAACCCGAUUUAGAUGAUGUCCUUUUCACGUUAGAAGAAUCCGAUGUGGACAACAACUUUAUCAAUGAGAUGUCAAAUUUAACGGUUCAUGAACAUACAUCACUUCACAGAUCUCGCACUCCAACGCAACUCGAUUCACUGCACGGAACACCUGGGGCGAAUCCAGCCAGUGCAGGAACUGCCACGGAUGUACCCGAGUUGUUGAAGUCUCCGCAAUCAGCUUCUACCGAAUUGCAUAACCAAUUGAAGGACUUAACCUUCCACGUGUCUGAUAAUGCUCGCAGGCAUAGUGCCUCAAGUAAUAGCGCUGUUUCGAACAAUAUUUCUACCACUGAAUUCAAGCCAAAGCCAGGGAUUUACAUUCCGCCUCACCAUAGGAAGGCUUUCAACCAAGGAUCAUGUAACAAUAUGGGCAGUUCAAUCUACGGAGUUGGUCCUACUCUCUCAAUAAAUGGUGAAAAUUAUAACACUGGCACGUAUGCUUCAAAGAAAAACACUUUAGGCACAAGAAGGUAUUCUUCAUCAACGAUUAACAACAAUAACAAUAACAGUCACAGUAACAAUAACAGUCAUAUCAGAUCAGAAUCAUCCUUUAACAAGAUUCAUAAACCAUAUAUGCCACAGAACCAUGCUAUUAGCACUACUGCAAUUCAAAAUGCUGAUGUAUUUGCUGAUCAUGCUGUGGCGUUUGAAGACGACCAUGAAAUCGCCUCCAUUAAUCGAAGGGUUUUCCAUGUUCAUUCACCACAAAAGAUCAAGAGCGGACGCAAGUCCUCUAUCCAAGAUGACUUGGUUGGUUCAUUAGAGCAAUAUAAAAACAAUUGGCUAAUAUUGCAGCAACAUCAAGAUUAA